AUGCACGGCCACCGCGACAUCGUGACGUGGCUCCUCGGCUCGCCCGCCUCCGCCGAGCCCGGCGGAAGCCUCGGGCUCGAGGUCGACGCCAAGGACGCCCAAGGCCGCGCCGCCAUCCACUACGCGGCUGAGGGAGGCAACCUCGCCGCGCUGAAGCUGCUUCUCGAGUACCGGGCCGACAUCAACGCCAAGGAGAUCACCACCGGCAGCACCGCCCUCCACAUCGCCAGCGGGGCGGGGUACAAGGACAUGGUGCAGUUCUUGCUGGAAAACAAGGCGGACGUGGACGCGCAGGACAAGUCGGCGCGCACGCCGGCCAAGGUAGCGCACGAUUUCAAGCGGAGGGACAUCACCGACCUCCUCAUCCAGCACGGUUCCAAGCGGCCCGCGGACCUCACCACCGAAAUGUUCAAGAAGGCCAUGAAAAAUCACGAUCUGGAGAGCGCCAUGUCGGCCGUCGAGGAAGCCGAACGCACCGAGGCGGAGGACGAGCACGUGCGCAUGAUGGCCAAGCGCGGCACCUUCGGGCCCCUCUCCUCCAAACCCUGA
This is a messenger RNA of Acanthamoeba castellanii str. Neff, 549 nucleotides long. Its product is annotated as Ankyrin repeat containing protein. Gene Ontology annotation, biological process: protein localization to ciliary inversin compartment. The record is from RefSeq and is a predicted model, not a curated record. Gene Ontology annotation, molecular function: protein binding. The transcript is spliced from 3 exons. Lineage: Eukaryota; Discosea; Longamoebia; Acanthamoebidae. Bases 1 to 549 code for a protein of 182 amino acids. Gene Ontology annotation, cellular component: ciliary inversin compartment.